This is a messenger RNA of Sphaerodactylus townsendi, 786 nucleotides long. Its product is annotated as phospholipase A and acyltransferase 3-like. Bases 235 to 786 code for a protein of 183 amino acids. Gene Ontology annotation, biological process: N-acylphosphatidylethanolamine metabolic process. The record is from RefSeq and is a predicted model, not a curated record. Gene Ontology annotation, cellular component: cytoplasm. Lineage: Eukaryota; Metazoa; Chordata; Lepidosauria; Squamata; Sphaerodactylidae. Gene Ontology annotation, molecular function: A2-type glycerophospholipase activity; glycerophospholipid phospholipase A1 activity. The transcript is spliced from 5 exons.
GCCCUCCUCCAGUUUGGAGGUCUUCUCAACUGCUUUUAAGGAAAACUGAAGAUAUCGGGAGAUCACUGUGCUCAUAUUCACACAGGCUGUCAGAAGCUGGGUCACCUGACUGGACUGAAAACAAAUGCAGAACCUUUUGGAGAUUCUUUCCUCCAUUUUUAUUAACUGAAAGAAUAAAAGAGAUUUCAAGUAACAGCAAAGAAGACUGGAGAUUUACAAAGAAGAGAAGCAGAGAUGGACAACUUUUUAAAGAAAAUUGGGGAUGGUUUUCAGGGUGUCACAAAGGAUAUAGAUCAUGUACUUUGGAACAAAGACAAACCAACGCCUGGGGACAUGAUGCAGUUUCAGAUGCCAGGAUUCCAGCACUGGGGCAUCUAUGUGGGAGAUGAAAAUGUAGUUCAUUUUGCAUGGCCAGCCGUCAGCCUCAUUCCACUAAAAUUUGCUGUCCGAAAACAAAAAGUGAAGGAUAUCCAAGGGGUUCUGGCAUUUGCUGUAUACAAUAAGUAUGACAAAGAGUAUCCACCGCUGCCUCAAGAUUGUGUGGUAAAAAGAGCAGAACACAUGGUGGACAAGACCCUGAAAUAUGAACUGGCCAGAGCUAACUGUGAACACUUUGCCACAAUGAUGAGGUACAACAUUGCUAUAUCAGAGCAGGCAAAAAGAUUUAAUUUUGAUGUGAAUCCAGAUUUUGUGGAGAAGCUCAGAGGAUGGCUGGCCGAGAUCGAUGAGCAGAAAGACUGGUCAGUAUACAUGUUGAUGUUCAGAUACAGACAUCGUUGGCUUUAG